Messenger RNA from Colletotrichum abscissum, 1272 nucleotides. RefSeq lists its product as uncharacterized. Bases 1 to 1272 code for a protein of 423 amino acids. NCBI's taxonomy places the organism in Eukaryota, Fungi, Ascomycota, Sordariomycetes, Glomerellales, Glomerellaceae. The record is from RefSeq and is a predicted model, not a curated record. The transcript is spliced from 8 exons.
AUGUCACACUCUCCAGAGCGUGGUGUAGGAGAGAUCGAUCAGGCCAAGCAUGAUCAACUGUUUCUGAGCUUGAAAGCGAAGUUGAUGGCGGAUUAUGGGAUUGACCCGGACCGUGAUUUUGGUCAGCCUUCGAGGGGGCAGCAGCAGCAGCAGCAGCAGCAACAGCAUUCUCACGAUGACGAUGGCGAUGGUCAGGACGAGGAAGAGGGAUGUGGUCACGCCGCUUGCGAACAUGGGCAUUCCGACGACGUCCCUGUGAGUUUCCAGCCUUUCGGCUUGUCUUCAUCCGGGCUGAGUUUGAGUGAAUCUAUACUGGAGUACCGUAUGGAGAACGGGAGGACAUAUCAUCGGUACAAGGACGGCAAAUAUACUCUUCCAAACGACCAGGCUGAGCAGGAGAGGUUAGGCACAGCACUUCCGCUCGGCAGUUUCCUCUUACACCUCCAACAUAACGUCUUCCUCCUCACGUUUGACAACAGGCUCGGUCUCGCGCCGCCGUGCCAGAAGGGGGCCGAAGUCCCUGGCAGGGUCCUCGACGUUGGAACGGGGACGGGGAUAUGGGCUAUUGACUUUGGCGACGAACACCCCGAAGCCGAAAUUCAAUCCAGCCUACCGCCAAACGUCGACUUUGAAGUAGACGACAUUGAGGAGGAGUGGGUGUUUGACGAACCGUUUGACUACAUUCACAGCCGCCUCAUGACUUCUAGCAUAGCAGACUGGAAGGACAACCUCACACCGGGAGGCUACCUAGAACUCCAAGAAGUCGACGUAGGCCCCUCAUGCGACGACGGCACCCUCGACCCUACAACCUCGGCGCUGGCGCGGUACUGCGCGCUCCUACACGACGCCUCGGUGAUGCUGGGCCGUCCUUACCAGGAGAUCCCCAAGCUCGCCGGCCUGAUGCGUGAUCCGGAGGUCGGGUUCGUGGACGUCGAGGUCCGCGUGUUCAAGUGGCCGACCAACGGGUGGCCUGCCGCGGACACGGAGGAAGGGAGGAGGCUGAAGGAGCUCGGGGUGUGGAGCGGGGAGAAUAUCGUGGCUGGGCUGCAGGGGUUUGCGAUGGCGCCGUUUACGAGGGCGUUUGGGUGGUCCAAGGAGGACGUCGAUGCGUUUUUGGUGGGUGUCAGGAACGAGAUGAGGGAUGAGAGUAUUCAUGCUUACGGGCUCGUACCGAACGGUGAUGACGCUAGAGCCCGAGUAGUUCUCAUCGACGUUCUCAAUGGGAUCCUGAGACCAGAAGUUGAUUUCGCCAGUAUCGCCAUCAACGAUUAG